Prosopis cineraria is the source of this 1055-nucleotide messenger RNA. RefSeq lists its product as uncharacterized. The record is from RefSeq and is a predicted model, not a curated record. NCBI's taxonomy places the organism in Eukaryota, Viridiplantae, Streptophyta, Magnoliopsida, Fabales, Fabaceae. Bases 148 to 801 code for a protein of 217 amino acids. The transcript is spliced from 2 exons.
CACCGAGUAACCCUCCUCCCUCGCCACACCGCCCACCCUUGUUUCCUUCUCCCCUCAUUUCUCUCUCUGCAAAGACACAAACACAUAGACACACCCGGUUCGCUAACUUACCAUAAAAGUGCCCUCUUACUCUCACCUUCACUUGCAAUGGGAUCAGGAGCUGAUUACGAUCACCAAAUCUACUCUCCGCCCAAGCUUUCCAUGUUUAUCUCCCGGCCGAUCGAGCCGCCGGAGGCAGCGCCUCUUCCUCCGCCACCCACCACCGUGUCAAUUCCCUUCCAGUGGGAGGAAGCUCCGGGGAAGCCUAGGCCCUGCCACACCCAAUCGGAGCCCGAUAGAUGUGGGAGAAGAGCCCUGGAGCUGCCUCCCAGGCUGGUAUUUCCGGAGGCCAAGGUCCCCAACGUCCUCUCGCCGACCACCGUGUUGGAUGGGCCGUACGUGGGCCGCGCCAUGUCCUUCACAACGUCGUAUAGGAGCCCCCGUAUGGUGGGGAAGGACCAUUGGAAUGGCAAUUUUGGGUCUAGCAGGUGGACCGGUUCCCGGAAGAACACGAGGCAGCAGUUCGGGGGCAGUAUUGACUUUUCAAAUGGUUCUACCUUUUGGGACGACCGUGGCUUUGAGGCAAGUACUACUGCGAAAGCUAAGAUCGCAAAGGUUGGAAGAAGAGGAAGCUUGUUCAGUCUCUCUCACUCUCAGUCAAGAUCACAUUUGUGGGCAAGCAUUUAUGAGAGCUUGAAGCAAGCGGUCCCAUGGAAACGCAAGCAAGAAAAGCAGAGAAAAUGGGAUCUCGCAAGAAACUGAUGUCAUUUGACUUCCUUACCCUUCAGUUCUCUCAUAAAACCACCCUUUAUUUGUACAGGAUGAGAAAUAUGCAAGAAUGACGAGUUCGUCUCAUCUUAAUGCAAUUCUACGCAUACAUAAAGACGCUUUCACCGCAAAAGUGAACCGCGUUAUCUUAGAUUAGAUUUAUAUCACUAAUGUAAUACUAAUAAUAGCGUAUAUUGUUUCUUAUUAUAUGAUAAGCUAGUGAUCAAUGAUACGGUUGUUUUAAUUUA